ACCACUUCCAUGCACUUCACCAACACAUUUCCUUUACUCUCUCUCUCUCUCUCUCUUUCAAAAUUCUAAAACCCAAAACCAUGGCUUCACAUAGUUUUGCUUCAAUCAAAAUUGCCACUUUCUUGCUUCUUUCGAGCUUUCUAAUAGCAGCAUCUGCUGGUAACUUUGACCAAAACUUUGACAUCACUUGGGGUGACGGGCGUGCAAAAAUACUCAACAACGGCGCACUUCUCACGCUGUCUCUUGAUAAGUCCUCUGGCUCUGGCUUUCAGUCUAAGAACCAAUACUUAUUUGGAAAGAUUGAUAUGCAACUAAAGCUUGUUCCUGGUAACUCAGCAGGAACUGUGACUGCUUACUAUCUAUCUUCUCAGGGUUCAGCUCAUGACGAAAUCGACUUUGAAUUUCUAGGCAACCUAAGCGGUGACCCUUAUAUUGUUCAUACUAAUGUAUUCACACAAGGCAAGGGAAACAGGGAGCAACAGUUUUACCUUUGGUUCGACCCAACCAAGGACUUCCACACCUACUCCUUUCUAUGGAAUCCUCUAAGCAUCGUUUUCUCUGUAGAUGGGACACCAAUAAGAGAGUUCAAGAAUUUAGAAUCAAAGGGCAUCCCUUUCCCGAAGAACCAACCCAUGUGGCUAUAUUCCAGCCUUUGGGAUGCUGAAGAUUGGGCCACAAGAGGUGGGCUUGUGAAGACAGAUUGGACUAAAGCACCAUUCACGGCCUCUUAUACAAACUUCAAUGCCCAAGCUUGCAUUUGGUCUUCAGGUUCCUCCUCAUGUUCUUCCAAUUCCUCUGGUAACUCUUGGUUGACACAAUCCCUUGACACAACAGGGCAACAAAGAAUAAAAUGGGUGCAAAAGAACUACAUGAUUUACAACUAUUGCACUGAUACCAAGCGCUUCCCACAGGGAUUCCCUCCUGAAUGCUCAUUGGCAUGAUCAGUAAUUAUAUACAUUGGUAGGAAUAAAACGUGAGAGCUACGAGGGCAAAAAAUUUAGUUCCUUAUGUAUGAUAAAAGAAAAUACCAAUCUUCUUUUUCCUUUUAUUUAUUUUAGUGGAACGACAAAAAUUUACCUUAA
Messenger RNA from Quercus lobata, 1082 nucleotides. Its product is annotated as probable xyloglucan endotransglucosylase/hydrolase protein 23. Gene Ontology annotation, biological process: xyloglucan metabolic process; cell wall biogenesis. NCBI's taxonomy places the organism in Eukaryota, Viridiplantae, Streptophyta, Magnoliopsida, Fagales, Fagaceae. Gene Ontology annotation, cellular component: cell wall; apoplast. The coding region runs from base 81 to 941 and encodes 286 amino acids. The transcript has 3 exons. Gene Ontology annotation, molecular function: hydrolase activity, hydrolyzing O-glycosyl compounds; xyloglucan:xyloglucosyl transferase activity. The record is from RefSeq and is a predicted model, not a curated record.